This is a messenger RNA of Microthlaspi erraticum, 429 nucleotides long. The record is from the annotation of a GenBank genome assembly. Lineage: Eukaryota; Viridiplantae; Streptophyta; Magnoliopsida; Brassicales; Brassicaceae.
AUGAGACAGCUUGAGUUGAAGUUGCCCUUCAUCGACGCCUUGAUGCUCAUUCCACCUUAUCAGAAAUUUCUGAAGGAUGCUGUUCAGCAAAGAACCAGGGAAGCACAAGGGAUGGUAGUGUUGACUCGCGAGUGCAGUGCAAUCAUUCAGCGGAAGGUCAUCUCCGACAAAAAGGAAGAUCCGGGGAGUUUCACUUUGCCCUGCAUGUUGGGACCCCUAUCUUUCAAAAACAGUCUCUGCGAUCUAGGAUCAUCUGUCAGCCUCAUGCCUUUGUCUGUAGCAAAGAGACUGGGAUAUCACAAGUACCAAGCCUGCGGAAUCUCACUAGUCUUGGCAGAUAGAUCGAUAAGGUUACCAACUGGGAUGCUUGAAGACCUGCCUUUGAGGAUAGGGAAUGUGGAGAAUCCCCACAGACUUCAUUGUGCUUGA